This is a messenger RNA of Strongylocentrotus purpuratus (purple sea urchin), 3647 nucleotides long. RefSeq lists its product as uncharacterized. The transcript has 3 exons. The coding region runs from base 422 to 784 and encodes 120 amino acids. NCBI's taxonomy places the organism in Eukaryota, Metazoa, Echinodermata, Echinoidea, Camarodonta, Strongylocentrotidae. The record is from RefSeq and is a predicted model, not a curated record.
GGAUUGCACACUGUCCUCAAAAACUGAAGGGGUAACCAUUUUCAGAGUUUGAUGAUAUCGAGAGAAUCCCUGUUUCAUCAAUCUACGAAAAGUCUGACAGGAAAGAGUAAUCCUACGGCAGCAUAAAAACUCUUGGAAAACUUUCACAAGCCACAUUCUAGGCGCGAAUCUACAGGCAGCUGCACAUAAUUAAAAACAAACGCGGUCCUCCUGUUUUAAUAAAGGAAUGAAGAGAGAUUAUAGAAAGGAAAACGGCGCCUGUUAGAAACUUUUUGAACUAUAUUUUGGAUUUGUUUGUGUGAUUUCUUCAUCGCAUCAUCGUAGAUUGGUCAGCUACUCCAAAGCCUCCAGUGUUGCCCGACGUUUGCUCAGUGAAUCCGUGAAGUUGACGGAUAGAAACUAUCCAACUUAACUCAGAAACAUGAAUUCAACAAUAAGCACCCUACUUUCCUUAGCAGCUCUUCUUAUCAUAGCCGUCCAGAUGUCAUCAGCAUUAAGUAUCACAGAAGGCCCUCAAGGAGGCUCGGCAUGGGCUUUGGAGGAUAAUGAAGAACCGGUCGAUUACAGGAGUGUAUUGAAACUGAUGAAAUACGAGAUUUUGCUAAAACUGAUGAACGAUUUAUGCGACGAGCUCGAUAUGUGUCCACCAAGCCAGGUGCCUGCCAGACAAGCACCCGUGGUCAGAAGGGGUGAUAACAACCAAGAGAGGAGGAGAGGUGGCGCGCAUCUAUUCUGGAGGACAGGCGUAUUGAAUAAGUCACCAAUCAUGAAAGCAGCUAAUUGAGAAUCAUUCCACUCAACCAUCUGAAGAACAUAAAGUAUAUGUAGCAUAUACAACUUAAUAGAAGAAAAGUUAUGAUGAUGAUGAUGAUGAGAACCUUACCUAUAAUAUUCCAGUUGGAGGGGUUGUCCUUUGAAUUACUUAAAAAAUAUGGAGACGAUUUUAUUCUUACUUCUUCGCAUGGGUAUCCUAAGAUAUCUCGGACCAACUUCUGUUUUUCUUUAACAAUGACGACACUUUACCGAUAUUGAUUAUGUAUACUAUAAUUUAUUGUAACAAAAUGCAAAUUUAAUGGAAGUGUUCAAAAAUUUGACUUCUAUUAAGAACGUUCCAUUUGUCAAUGGAUGGGAGGGAUGGGUUCUAAAUGUCUACAUCUUCAUUAAUAACGAUGUCUAACAUGCAUGCGAUUUAAUGAAUUUUGCACAUCUACGAAUGUCUCUUAAUUCUAUUUGAAUUUCAGUCACCUUAAAAAAUGGCGUGUUCUAGAAUAAUCGUUACAAAAUUAAAAAUAAGCAUACUGGAAUAGCAAAGCGCCAGGAGCAUCAAAUGUGUCUCACAGAGAUGAGUAGUAUACCAGAAACCAUAUUCAUCAGUAUUAUUAUUAUUACUAUUGUCAUUUGAACUUGUUACUGAUUAAUUUGCUAUCACGUAACGCGGUUGAAUUUGUCAAUAAUGUAACGACAGUAUCCCACUGUAACAGGGCUGACAGGUGCCUCCCCCCUCUCUUUCGUAACUUGCCGAGGUGGCUUUCACUAAGUCCAUGCCCACGGCCAUUUGUUAACGGGUGUACUUGAAAUCGUGUACCGAGGCCACUUAGCUUCGGUUAAUAGCCCCUUGGUAUUAGGUUGUGGGGACGUCUUGCCACUGUACCCAAUCUCCACGGAGUCCUUCAUACCAUCGUUCUAACAUCAUGGCUACCAAUAUUUGAAUUCAUGAAUACCAAAAAGCGGAUGAUUUCGUAGUACACUUGGGAAAAAGACCCACCGUUCAUUCACCUUUCCUUAAAAAAAGAAGGGGUAGUUAUCGGAGCUCUCUGGCAUUUGAAGUAAACUAAUUUCCAAGAAGGGGUCUGGUCUUUCGUUUAUCAGGUUUCUGUCAAUGCAUACUGUAGCUGGAAGGUUUUACUAGGGGGUAGUACACAUACUUAUUGUAUACAAUUUAAUGAUGUUGUGUUUCUUCCCAGGUACGGAUUCUUUUCAUCAACUAAACGAUUUAAGUUUAGAAUUGAUUGACCUGCUACCUUCGUAUUAGUAAUAGGCCUAUGUAACUAUUCAACAAGAGAAAAUAAGUUUGAUUUUUCUUUAGUCAAUUUCUUGAAGAAAAACACUGUUAAAGCUAGCAUCACAUGAACUUUAUUUUUAAACAUUAUCUUUUUAUAUUAUGACUUUGUGUUCAAAAGAUGUUGCUGAAUAACCAUUUUAGAGAAGUGAAUGCAAGAAUUUCGCAAUGUUCGCAUUGUACCUGCAAAAUAUUCAGUACUCAUAGGCCUAUUCCUUAUGGUUUGAUGUUGAUGUGUAACUUGUUUUUACAUUUUGAUUGGAAUAUUAAUCCGCUUCGCUGCUAGAAAUUGCGAAUUUCUAGAGAUGUAAAUCCCUUUUUAUUCGUCAAUAUCGUAAACCAAAUGUAACGCUCCUAAGGUUAAGGUUCUCAUAGGUUUAAAUGUAAACAUAUGACAUCGCGAAUAUUCAGGAAAUCAAUUUUUCGUGCUUUUAGACAAUAUUGCCUUGCCGGGUAAAUGUUAGUUAUUUAGAAGAAUUUAUUUCAUGUUGUUUAAAUUAGUGAUAUGCAUAAUUUGAUUUGUACUAAUUCAUGUCAUUUAUUUCAAGAAAUUGAUUUUAAGGUUUAAUAUCGCUUAUUUGAUUUCAGUUUGAUAAAUCUCGUCAUGAUUUAAAUAAGAAUAUGUAAUUUUUCUGUUGAAAAUAAUGCCUUGUAAUAAAUUACGUUAUUAUAUCCAAUUUCCCUUGUUGUAUUGCAUCCAUAUACAUGUAAUUGUAAACUAGUAAGUACAUGUACGAGGAUUGUCUUUUGACAUAAUUUUUUUUUCUUCAAUAGUGCAAUUAGAGAAGCCACAAAUUAAAUAAUCAAGACUUCAACUGUCAUAGAUCAGCUUAUUAGACACCAAUUAAAAGACCGGUUGCACUCUGCAUUGCAAAUGCUUUGCUUUCAAGCACUUUUCCGGUCUUCAUUGGCCGCGUGGUUACCCGUCUAUUCCUUGCAUGUAUCAAGAUUAAUGCAUAAAUCUUUAAGAAGUCAUAAUGAAAAAAUGCAAACAUUUAAUGUUGUUACGUAGGUCAUUUCAUAAUGUUUUUCAUACCUAGCAACAACUAAUGUAUGUAGUUCGCAUUCUGACUAUUGCAGUAAAAUCAUUCGUAAAAGGUGCAUUAAAUAAGUUGCAACGAGGCAGUUCAAAAUGACAUAUGCAUUGAAUUUGAUUAUACGAAAGUGGCAAAUUGCCCGACUGCUAUACAUUUGCCUUUACGAUGACACCACUCAUCGCAUUUAUAUAUUUCCUUGCUCUUAAGAUACCCUUGAACUAUACCUGGGCUAAGUAAUGGCGAUUGUAUAUAUCAUGAUUGUAGAUACAUGGCAUUAUUUUCAUAAUGCAAGUUCACAAUGCAAGUAACAUGCAAUUUGCGCAGGAUUGCAUUGUAAUUUAUUUAUUUAUGUAUAUGUUGCUAGUUACGACAGAUUUUUAUUUUGUAUGUCCAUGAAACGAAGUUUUCAGUUCCUUUUUGUUUCGUCAAAAUUAUUUUUGUGAUGAGUCUGUAGAAGACUUAGGGGCUGGUAUUCCUAUUGUAAUGUUGGAGACGAAUGCAUUGUAUAAUGCGCAUAUUUCAAAUUCAAAUAAAUAUAUGAUAACUUUAAA